Molecule: messenger RNA, 636 nt
Organism: Helianthus annuus (common sunflower)
Lineage: Eukaryota; Viridiplantae; Streptophyta; Magnoliopsida; Asterales; Asteraceae
Product: high mobility group nucleosome-binding domain-containing protein 5-like
Exons: 1
Coding region: 1-636 (211 amino acids)
Source: RefSeq, a predicted model, not a curated record
AUGGAUUAUGAUAUAUUUGUAGAUCAGAAUGAUAAAAGGAUAAAAGAUCUGGAGAAUGAUGUAAAGAUUAUGAUUGCGGUGAUAGAAAGUCUUGUGUUAAAAAAUGAAAGACUUCGGAAAAUAACGAGGGAUUUGGAAGAGGAUAAGAAGUUGAAAGACAAGAAGAUGGAAAUGCUUUACAAGGUGUUAGAGAGGAGAUUGGGAAUAAAUAUUGAAGUUGAGUUCAAUAAGAUCGAGAUUGAAGAAGCUGAGGCUAGAAAUGCUGAAAGAGUCAGAAAAGCUGCAUCAGAACCAGAGGUGGUUAUUAUUGAUAAGGGCAAAAAUCCUAUUGAUGUUAUUCCUGAAGUACGCCCUGAGCUUGAGAAAGAGCCUGAACCAAUAGACAUUACAAAGUUCAUCCUUGUACCUAGUACUAAAGAACCAGAAGAGGAAGAAGAGAAAGAGGAUGAUGAAGAGAUAGACGACAAAGGUCCUGAUCAUGAUGAUGACGAUAAGGGUGAUGAUGAUAAUAAUACUCAAGGUAGAACUGGGUUGAUAGUGUAUGAGCCGAAAUCUUCAGAAUCAGAUGCACAAAACAAAUAUAUGAAUGAUGCUGAAAAUCAGAAGAACUUGUAUAAUACCCCAGAUAUCAAAUAG